Ceratina calcarata is the source of this 572-nucleotide messenger RNA. RefSeq lists its product as uncharacterized. Lineage: Eukaryota; Metazoa; Arthropoda; Insecta; Hymenoptera; Apidae. The record is from RefSeq and is a predicted model, not a curated record. The annotation marks the transcript as partial. The transcript is spliced from 2 exons.
AUGCGGAAUUGCAUCGGUUGGCGCGAGUUACAAAAGGCUAAAGUGUAUGGUGUCUCUAGUCCAGUGAAUAAAGUUGAUGCCGGACACUCAGUUAAAGGAUUUUUCUGGCAAGAGAUAGAAACAGCAUUUGAUAGUCGUGUACUUACUGGCGCAGUUAUAAAUGUCACGUAUAUCGAGCCUCGAAAUUUUCUUGAAGAUGCGAAAGAUGUGGUGCUGCAGCACGUACAAACGGCUCUUGAAAAACACGGAGCGCUGAAAGUGAACGGUGUGUUCAACGGCCGAUUCGUGGCAAAUAACAAACACGCUAACAAAUGUGUGAACACUAAAAACGUGGAGUUAUUCCAAAUGUCUGAUCUGCAAGAGUGGUACAAUCGAUCUGUUGUCGAUACGAUAUUGUCGAGUUUGGAGGAAUUUCAAGAACGCGAUAGCGGUUGGGCAUUACAACAAAUAUUGGAUCUGACUAUCAAUGUAAAUAAAUAUAAUCCCAUGCACGCAGGGUGCUACUUUAAAAUACCGCAAAACAUCCGGUACAAGAGGGCAACAAUCACUAUCGAAUCUGGAGACAAUGCAUG